Molecule: messenger RNA, 717 nt
Organism: Fragaria vesca subsp. vesca
Lineage: Eukaryota; Viridiplantae; Streptophyta; Magnoliopsida; Rosales; Rosaceae
Product: transcription factor DYSFUNCTIONAL TAPETUM 1-like
Exons: 5
Coding region: 1-717 (238 amino acids)
Biological process (GO): regulation of DNA-templated transcription
Cellular component (GO): nucleus
Molecular function (GO): sequence-specific DNA binding; protein dimerization activity; DNA-binding transcription factor activity
Source: RefSeq, a predicted model, not a curated record
AUGGAAUUUGUAGGCUCUCCCUUGGAUGAACUAUACCUAAGUCCUGAUCAACUAGAAGACAACAGCCGAGGAGGAAGGAUGGGUCGAAGGAGAUACAACGAUGUAGUAGAUGGACCUCCCAUUUACAAAUCCAAGAAUCUGAAUGCCGAAAGGAAGAGAAGGGCGAAGCUCAGUGACAGACUCCUCAAGCUACGCUCAUUAGUCCCCAUUAUCACAAAUAUGAAUAAAGCGACGAUCGUUGAUGACGCGAUUACUUAUAUCUAUGAGCUGCAGAAGGAGGUGAACAUGCUUCAGGAACAGCUCUUUGAGAUGGAAGCAUUGUCUUCACUAGAGGUGCCGGAGCCAAAGCCGAGGAAAAAAGAAACUGAUGCAGCAGAAGAGAUGAAGAAAUCUGGGAUUCAGGCAGACGUUAGUGUGACUCAGAUUGAUGGGGACAAACUUUGGAUAAAGGCGGUUUUCGCGAAGAAAAGAGGUGGAUUUACCAAACUGAUAGAGGCCAUGACUGAGUUUGGGUUUGAACUCAAUGAUACCAGUGUCACUACCUCAAAUGGAGCAAUGCUUGUUUCUUCCUGGGUCACUGCUGAAAGGUUGCUUUGCACAAUUGCACAGUUCAUAAUAGACAUAGAUGAAUAUAGCUUAAUAGAACACAUCGACUGGAUUCCAUUGCGAUACGCUUCCAGUGCAGCAAACCAGGGAACUGAUGCUGGACAUCAUUAA